AUGGAGAUGAAGCUUUUAACCCUCCUCAUCCUCUUCUCCUUCUCUGCAUAUACCGCUUCCCCAUUAGUAGCUUUAGCUUCAUCUCCUUCCGAGAGUCAGUCCCCCAGCUCUUCUGAAGACCAGCCACCCCAAACAGUUUCUAAAAUACCUUCCAACGCCAACUCUAAGCUUAAAAAAAUCUGUCAAGAAGUUAAUCACCCCACCGAAUGUAUUACAACAGCUGGUCCAUUCCUACGUGAAAAUGCUGAUAUAACUCCCGUGACUGUUCUUCAAGCUGAGAUUGAAGCAAUUGAUAGCAAGGCUAAGGAAGCCUUCGCAAAGGCUACAAAGCUCGCAGCGGAUCCCUCUACCUCAAAAACCGUCAGUGUUCCCCUAAAUGUUUGCAUUGAUGGUUACAAAGCCAUUCUCAAAAACAAACAAGCAAUCCUUGAUGCUAUCUCCAAACAUGACGCUGAUGAGCUAAACAUGGACUUAAGCUCUAAUGUGGAUCAUAUAAGCCAGUGCGAAGAUGCGUUCGAAGAAGCCAAAAUUAACUCCCCAAUACCAGAACUGCAUUCGUUACUUGGCAAGAUGAUUUUCAACAGUAUAAACAUUGGUGUUGAUAUGGUUGAUUUUGAGAACAAGAAUUAA
Gossypium arboreum is the source of this 630-nucleotide messenger RNA. RefSeq lists its product as uncharacterized. Gene Ontology annotation, molecular function: enzyme inhibitor activity. The record is from RefSeq and is a predicted model, not a curated record. NCBI's taxonomy places the organism in Eukaryota, Viridiplantae, Streptophyta, Magnoliopsida, Malvales, Malvaceae. The transcript has a single exon. Bases 1 to 630 code for a protein of 209 amino acids.